Messenger RNA from Musa acuminata subsp. malaccensis (wild Malaysian banana), 1590 nucleotides. RefSeq names its product L-type lectin-domain containing receptor kinase SIT2-like. Gene Ontology annotation, molecular function: transmembrane receptor protein serine/threonine kinase activity; carbohydrate binding; ATP binding. The record is from RefSeq and is a predicted model, not a curated record. Gene Ontology annotation, cellular component: plasma membrane. NCBI's taxonomy places the organism in Eukaryota, Viridiplantae, Streptophyta, Magnoliopsida, Zingiberales, Musaceae. Gene Ontology annotation, biological process: defense response to oomycetes; protein phosphorylation; defense response to bacterium.
GCAGAUAUUGUUUUGAUCAGUGCAAACGACCUCCUUACUUCUGCUCGAAGCAUGCCUACAUUGCCAGCUCCCCUUCCACGUCUUCUUCUGCUCCUCCUCCUCCUCUCCAUCUAUUCUCCAACUCUGGCCACCGAGUUCCUCUUCAAUGGGUUCAAAGAAGCUGCUAAUUUGAGCUUGGAUGCCUCGGCCCUUAUCACUUCCAAUGGAGUUCUCCAGCUGACCAAUGACAGCAAGAGACAGAUAGGUCAUGCUUUUCUUUCUUCUCCGGUGCACAUGCUUCACAACCGAUCCGUUGCCGCCUCAUUCAGCACGGCCUUCGUGUUCGACAUCGUCACUGUUAAUGGCAGUGGCGGCGAUGGCCUGGCCUUUGUUGUUGCCACCUCCAAAACCCUGCCUGGAGCUCAGAAUGGCCAGUUCCUUGGACUCCUCAGCACCCAGAACAAUGGCAAUAUCUCCAAUCAUCUCUUUGCCAUAGAAUUCGACACGGUGAAGGCCAUUGGACCAUUCACUGACAUCGAUGAGAACCAUGUCGGUGUGGAUGUCAACAGCCUCGAAUCAAAUGUCUCAAAGUCCGCCGCCUAUUACGCAGAUGGUGGCAAGAAGGUGUCGGUAGAUCUGCUGAGCGCGCAACCAAUCCAGGCCUGGAUCGACUACAACGGUGUCACAAGCAUUCUGAACGUGACCAUCGCUCCGCUGCCGCUCCCCAGACCACGCCGCCCUCUCAUAUCGCACGCCAUCGAUCUAUCGCCAAUUUUCAAGGAGUAUAUGUACGUUGGGUUCUCCGCCGCUACCGGAAAGCUCACAAGCUACCACUAUAUCAUGGGUUGGAGCUUCAGCACGGAUGGAGUCGCGUCGAGCCUCGAUCUAUCUCAGCUGCCCCUUCCACCAAGGCAAAAGGAAGCAUCACCAGCUUCAAAAGCUAGUAUACUGAAGACCGCAGUGUUGUCUUCCAUUGUGACGCUGCUCUUUAUAGUGCUUGUGAUCUCCAUUUUCAUGUACUUAAGGAAGCAAGCGAAACUGUCUGAGAACCUCGAGGACUGGGAGUCGUAUUACCCCCACAGGUUCCCAUAUAAGGAGCUCUACAAAGCAACCAAAGGGUUCCAAGAUACGGAGCUCCUCGGCUCGGGAGGCUUUGGCCAAGUCUACAGGGGCACUCUGCGGCGCACCGGAGAAGUGGUCGCCGUAAAGAAGAUCUCCAGCAAUUCAAGACAAGGAGUAAGAGAGUUCAUAGCCGAGAUCUCAAGUUUAGGCCGGAUGAGGCACAGGAACUUGGUGCAGCUCCAAGGAUGGUGCAAGCGGAACGAGGACCUCCUCCUCGUCUACGACUUCAUGCCCAAUGGGAGCCUCGACGCCUUCCUCUACGACCACGACAAGAGCCAGCAACUGAGUUGGAACCACAGGUUCAAGAUCCUCAAGGACAUAGCUUUCGGCCUCCUCUACCUGCACGAAGAAUGGGAGCAAGUGGUCGUCCACAGAGACAUCAAGUCCAACAACGUGCUACUGGACGCCGACAUGAACGCAAGGCUGGGUGAUUUCGGCCUCGCCAGACUGCACGAGCACGGAGAGAAUCCUCACACAACCCAUGUCUAG